UUUUGGAGAGGAGGAGCGCGCUCUUUUUCCUCAUUUCACUACUACUACGUUUACCCUGCAGUCACGUUCACGCUUGCAUCACUUCGUCUCCACGUCUGCCUGCCCUCUCCAAACUAUACAAUAUCUGACCCUUUAGGCUUUGACUUCAGCGAUUCUCCUGCUUUUGAUUUUCUGUUCCACCAUCAGCCAUGUUGAUUAUUUUGGCCUCUAUCGUCCUCUUUCACAUCACUUCAGCAAUACUACUCUUCAUAGCAACCAUCAAAAAUGCAUGGUGGGUUGGGGAGGAUGCCACCUUAGAUCUCUGGUAUUACUGCAAUAACACAGGCUGUUAUGAUAUACCGAAAAGUGCAACCUCUGAAACAGCCUAUCUUCAGACGGUCCAGGCCACCAUGAUACUGGCCACUAUCUUGUGCUGUGUGGGUUUCUUUGUCUUCAUCCUUCAGCUCUUCCGUCUGAAGCAGGGCGAGAGGUUCGUGUACGCGGCCAUCAUCCAACUCUUGUCUGCUUUCUGUGUGAUGACCGGUGCAUCCAUAUACAUAGCAGAUCACUCAAACGUAAAAGAGCAGAUUAAGGAUGGAGGUUACGGAUAUUCCUUCGUCUUGGCCUGGGUCGCCUUCCCCAUGACGCUGCUGAGCGGCUUGAUGUACCUAGUGCUAAGAAAACGCAAAUAAAGCACAACACACCACCUCACUAGCUGCCACCAGCUACAGCCUUAGCCAAGAGACUUUAUUUGUAAUGAUACUUGUUUUUAUACGUAGAUGAAACAUUUGCCAAAGUUAGAACGAAGUAGAUGAUCUCACACUAUUAAUCGCUGCAUACUGGAAACUUAAUUAGAUUUUAUUCAUAGUAUGUCACUUUUUUUUUUUUUUUUUGCGUAUAAUUUAGUCGUACCUGCCCAGCGAAAGAAGUGCUGUGAUUUAGAGAGGUAAAAUAGGGAGUGGAAAAUUAAAAGACAUGAGUGGGAAAUAUAAUAGGACGUAUUUAUACCGCGGAACCACUAUGGGCUCAGGUGUAUUCGUACACAAGGCAUGAUGUGAAAUUGGCCUUAUAUGAAACACUUGGCGUGUAGUAAAUGACACGCUAGUGCGAUGUUUCCUGGUCAUUGUAUGUGCCUGGGGAAAAAGUCAUUAAAACUAAAUCUGAAUGAAAUAUUGUGCUGCCAGUUUGCUGAGCACUAUAUCAUACUUGAAGCUGAACAAAUUUUCAAUAUUAGUGGCACGACGUGUUCUCGUGUAUAGUUUUUUUGUUUUUUUUUUGUAAAAUAAUCUUUUAGUGUUGACUAAUUAUAUUGCAUGUUUUUGUAUUUUGUUUGAAGCAUUUAUUUGAAAUCAUUAUUAACAUAAGUACAGAUUUCUAGCUCUUUUAGGCAUUCUGUUUGAUUAGGGCACUUGGGAUUUUAUUUUGUCAUAUUCACGCAAAUAACCUUGAGAUGACGGUGUUGGUGAAGCACACCGAUGGUUUUAGUUUUCCUUUCUUAUGUAAUCAUUUCGUCCUCAAGUCUGCUACGGAAUAAGCAAUUAGCUAAUAUUAUUUAGGCGAAAGUGAAGUUAAGCUGUAUUUAUUAAGACUAACUGCAUUGUUGCUGUUAAUAUUUUUUUUUUUGUAAUGAAGUAUUAUAUCAACAGGCCUGAACAUGUUUGUUUAAUGCUUAUUUUUCAGAAGGUUUUAAUGAAUAUUAGCGAAGGCUUUUGGAAUUGGAAUGAAACCACAAUGGCAGCUUUGUUCUUAAAUGUCUGCUGAGUUGUUCAGGUCAGGUCUGUUUCUGGAGACUGAUCCCCAACAAGGGCUCAAUAUUGUUUUUUUUUUUUUUUAAUCAAAUAAAUGUAUUUUACAUUAA
Messenger RNA from Puntigrus tetrazona (Sumatra barb), 1837 nucleotides. It is a transcript of the gene emp2, whose product is annotated as epithelial membrane protein 2. The transcript is spliced from 5 exons. Gene Ontology annotation, cellular component: plasma membrane. The coding region runs from base 189 to 671 and encodes 160 amino acids. The record is from RefSeq and is a predicted model, not a curated record. Lineage: Eukaryota; Metazoa; Chordata; Actinopteri; Cypriniformes; Cyprinidae.